GUAGACCGAAACGUAGAAAUCAAUAGACAAUAACUCGUGUCAAAAUCCGCCAGAUGUCGCCCGCUCUCUAAAUUUUCAGUCUCGGGUGGUGAUAAGAUUAUUUAGCAAGAGAAACCACAUUUUUGAGCACAAUGGCCAAUUACCUUCUGCGCCGUGCGCUGAUCGAUGCAGUCCGUGUACCAGUCUGCGCCAGGGCCUCUUCCUCCACAGUUAGCGAGCUUGCCAAGAUUGGCAACCGCGAGUGGGUAGGAUAUGGCUUCAACGGCCAGCCUAACUACGUGGACAGGCCUGACUUCCCCAUGCCCGCCGUCAGGUUCCGUGCUGACACACCCGACAUUAAGGUCCUCCGUGAAAAGGAAAAGGGUGACUGGCGCAAGCUGACCCUUGAAGAGAAGAAAGCUCUUUACCGCGCCUCCUACUGCCAGACCUUCGCCGAGUUCCAGGCCCCCACUGGAGAAUGGAAGGGCAUCUUGGGCUGGUCCCUUGCUGUUGCUUCCCUGGCCAUCUGGAUCUACAUGGGCAUGAAGAUCUUCGUGUACAGUCCUCUGCCUGAAUCCCUGAGCGAGGAGAACCAGAAGGCACAGCUGAGACGUAUGCUGGACCUCAAGGUCAACCCCGUGGACGGUCUCGCCUCCAAGUGGGACUACGAGAACAACCGCUGGAAGUAAAUUUAGCUAUGGUGGCAGAAGGGUGCUAUGCCUGUAGAACGCUGUUACUCCGGGCUAGAUUAGAAACAAAUGUACUAUAAGUGAUAAUAUCUGUGUAAGAUAAAAAAUAAAUCGCAAUUCCACACGA
Spodoptera exigua (beet armyworm) is the source of this 795-nucleotide messenger RNA. Lineage: Eukaryota; Metazoa; Arthropoda; Insecta; Lepidoptera; Noctuidae. The record is from the annotation of a GenBank genome assembly.